Messenger RNA from Arabidopsis arenosa, 2849 nucleotides. NCBI's taxonomy places the organism in Eukaryota, Viridiplantae, Streptophyta, Magnoliopsida, Brassicales, Brassicaceae. The record is from the annotation of a GenBank genome assembly.
GGUGAAUAAAUCGCCGGUGACGUCGGAGGAAAACGGUGGUGUUAUGGAAAAAUCUAGUAGUUAUAUUACGUAAGCAGAAAACGUGGAGAGAUUUUUCCUUUCUCUGUAGUUGGAAAGUUUUUCUCAAUGGAGGGAUUUUGUAUUCAAAACUCAGUUCUGCUCUCACUUCUUCUUGUUCUACAUCUCUUAUUAAUCUCCAACUGUUUUGCUUCGAGUCAAAACGGCGACGUUGACGAACGGGUUCGGAUCCAGGUCCGGGUCGGUUUGGUUUUGGAUUUGGGUUCCGUGGAAGGGAAGAUAGUGAGAAGCUCUGUUUCCAUGGCGCUUUCCGAUUUCUAUGUCAUUAACAGUCAUUUCAAAACAAGAGUCUCUCUUUCAGUUAAAAACUCUCAUGGAGAGCCUCUUCUUGCUCUCGCUUCUGCUACAGAUUUGCUGCAAACUGAAGGAGUAGAAGCGAUUAUUGGCGGGAAUUCGUUGCUGGAAACGAAGCUUUUGGCGGAACUUGGGGAGAAAGCUAGGGCUCCUGUGAUUUCACUUAACUCUCCGAUUUCAUGUUCAUUGAGCGGAUACAGUCACUUGAUCCAAGCCACACAUGAUUCUGCCUCUGAGGCUAAGGGUAUUACAGCUUUCAUCAAUGGGUUUGAUUGGAACAGUGUUGCUUUUGUUUAUGAAGAUCAUGAUGAUUGGAGAGAGUCUAUGUAUAUUAUGGUGGAGCAUUUACAUGAGAGCAAAGUUCGUGUACAGUCCAAGAUUGGUUUUACUGUCUCUUCAAGUGAAGAUUUUGUGACGGAUCGGUUACAGAAGCUGAAGGAAUUGGGAACUACUGUCUUUGUUGUUCACUUGUCUGAAGUUAUUGCAACUCAUCUCUUCCCAUGUGCUGAGAAAUUAGGGUUGAUGGGUGAAGGGUUUGCUUGGAUUCUCACUGCCGAAAGCAUGAGCAGUUUUCAUGAGUCUAUUGAUGAUUUUGCAAAGGAGGCAAUGGAAGGUGUGGUUGGUUUCAAGUCUUAUAUACCAAUGUCUAAAGAACUUCAAAAUUUCACUUUGAGAUGGAGAAGAUCACUGCCAGUUGAAGAAACAGAGAUAACUCGGUUGAGUAUCUCUGGUGCAUGGGCUCAUGAUAUAGCUUGGGGUUUGGCGAGUGCAGCUGAAGUUACAAGGAUGCCAAAUGUAUCAUCAACUUUCCUUGAAGCAAUCACAGAGAGUAGGUUUAAGGGUUUGAUUGGUGAUUUCCAAUUGCAUGAUAAGAAGUUGUUAUCAAACAAGUUUGAGAUUGUGAAUAUGAUAGGAUCAGGUGAGAGAAGAGUAGGAUUUUGGAAUUCUAAUGGUAGUUUCAGCAAUAGAAGACAUUUAUCUACUACUCAUGACAAGCUGGAGACCAUAAUUUGGCCUGGUGGGUCUGCUCAAAGUCCGAAAGGGAGUAGUCUACAAGAGAGCGGUAGAAAAAAGCUGAGGGUUCUUGUUACAUCUAGCAAUAGAUUCCCAAGACUGAUGAAGGUAGAGACUGAUUCAGCAACAAAUGAUAUAACAAAUGUCGAAGGGUUCUGUAUUGAAGUCUUUCAGGCUUCCAUUGCACCUUUCAACUAUGAAGUGGAGUACAUACGUUGGCGCAAUGGAAGUAACUACGACAAUCUUGCAUAUGCACUUCAUAGCCAGAAAGACAAAUAUGAUGUGGCCGUGGGAGAUAUUACAAUCACCUCUAAUAGAUCCACGUAUGUUGAUUUUACGUUGCCAUUCACCGAAAUGGGUCUUGGGAUUGUAGCAGCAAAGGAGAGAAGUAUGUGGGUGUUCUUUCAACCUCUAACACCAGACCUUUGGAUAACAAGUGCAGCUUUCUUUGUCUUGACGGGUAUUAUAGUUUGGUUGAUAGAAAGACCUGAGAACACUGAGUUCCAAGGAUCUUGGUCACAACAAAUUGGAAUUGUGUUUUGGUUUGGCUUCUCUACCCUUGUUUAUGCUCAUAGGGAGAGGCUAAAACACAACUUGUCAAGAUUUGUAGUUACAGUUUGGGUAUUUGCAGUGCUCAUAUUGGUUACAAGUUACACUGCAACGUUGACAUCAAUGAUGACGGUUCAACAAAUACGAUUCAACUCCAAUGACUAUGUUGGUCACCUCUCGGGCUCCCUCAUUUCAAACGCGGCCCUCACCAAUUCCAGCCUCCGAGCAAUGAGAUUAUUGGGUCUCAAUACUUCAGAAGAUUAUGCUCAAGCCUUGUUGAACAAAAGUGUCUCAUAUAUUGUCAGUGAGUUACCAUACCUCAAAGUCCUACUUGGCGAGUAUCCUGCACAUUUUCUCAUGGUCAAGACACAAUCUACCACCAAUGGUUUUGGCUUUAUGUUUCAGAAGGGAUCCGAGUUGGUGCAUAAUGUGUCCCGGGAGAUCGCGAAGCUAAGGACGAGCGAGAGGCUAAGUGAGAUGGAGAGAAGAUGGUUUGAUAAACAGCUUCCAUACACAACCGAUGAUACAUCAAAUCCUAUAACCCUUUAUAGAUUCCGCGGUUUGUUUAUGAUCACCGGAGUUUCAUUCGCUUUCGCUCUUGCAGUACUUCUCAUUCUUUGGCUCCGAGAAAGAUGGGAAAUUCUUGUGAAUUCGGUCAGUAUAUACCUCUCACGACGACUUAGACAUUUCAUGAUCGUCUUCACAAGAACUAUCCAUCCUAUUCCCCUCGAUAACCCCAUUGGUCAGAAUGCGGUUCAAAAUGGGUCACUACCGUAAUAGACGAUAGGAACUGAUUAACAUAGAGAAAACAGUUGUUGUCUCUAACUCUAACUCUGACCUUGGAGCCUCAGAGAACAACCUUGCCGUUCUUCCUCCAAUGGUCCACUAGUUGAAACUAAAAUUGUAUCAAACUA